UUCCGUCUUAUAUGAGGAACGGGUUAUAUGAGGAACGGGUCUUCCCUCGAUCGGUUGAUUCCCCGACGUCCUUCGUCGUCUCUUCCUCCCUUAGUCGUCUCUUCCUCCCUUCGUCGAGCCUUCGUCUUUUGUAUCCGCUUCCGUAUUCAUUUCCCCCUGUAUCUCACGUCCGAUCUCCUUUGAGCUCCUUUCUGUGAGAUUAAUUUUAAGUCGUUGCGUCCAUAAGGUUAGGGCAUCUGGUUAGAUCGAUGGAGGGGAACAGUUGGAGGCCGGCUCAGGGGGAGCCACCGUCCAUGCCAGAUGCGAGCUCCGGUGACUGGAGGAGCCAACUCCAGCCCGAGGCGCGCCAAAGAAUCGUGAAUAAGAUAAUGGAGACUUUGAAGAGGCAUCUUCCAAUCUCUGUGCCUGAAGGUCUAAAUGAACUUCAGAAAAUUGCUUUUCGGUUUGAGGACAAGAUAUAUACUGCAGCUGCAAAUCAGUCUGAUUAUUUGAGAAAAAUUUCUCUAAAAAUGCUGUCAAUGGAGAGUAAGUCUCAACAUCCUGGAGGACCUGGACAAAUCAACCCAGCCAUUAACCAGAAUUCUGUAGAUCCAGCAUCUAUUGGUUUACCAGCUCAAGUUAGUAACCAAGGGCAACCUAUUACUACUGUGAAUCCAUCAUCAACAAGGCAGCAACCUCAGAAUAUGCAGCAUAACUCUUCAAUUGGGUCACAAACUACUUCCAGUCUACCUUCUGCAUUGUCAUCCAUCGCUGGUCUCAGUCAGUCCAAUAUAUCCAGUGUGAGCCAGUCUUCUAGCUUGAACAUGACUGGCAUAUCACAGAAUUCUAUCUCAAACUCAUUGGGGCAAGCUGCAGCAACAGAUAUCUAUUCAACUGCACAAAGGCAAAUUCAGGGAAGGCAGCAACAACAAGUGCUUUCCCAGCAGCAGCAUCAAUCACAAAACCAAUUUGUUUACCCACAUCAGCAUCUCCAACAACAGUUACUGAAACAGAAACUUCAACAAUCUGCAUUUUCACAAUCUCAUGUUCAACAGCAAUCUCUCUUGCAACAAACAACACAACUGCAAUCUUCUCAACAGCCUCUAUUACCAAUAGCAUCUAAUCUUCAGUCAGGCCAAUCCGGUAUCCAGCAAACACAAUCUGGAGCGAUCCAGUCAGUUGUUCAGUCUGGCCUAUCCCAAAAUCCCUUAAAUUCAGUUCAGCAAUCAGGACAGUCUUUGCUUCAACAACAUCCACAACCAGUUUCCAGACAACAACAACAACAACUAUCACAGUCUAACAUCCUUCAACAAACGCCACUGCAACAGCAGCAAAUGUCAGCUCCUCAACACUCAAAUUUACCGAUGCAGCCACACCAGCAGUUAAUGGGUCAGCAAUCAAGUAUCUCAAAUGUUCAACAGUCCCAGAUGGUUGGGCAACAAACAAGUGUCAAUGAAAUGCAGCAACAACCACAGCGAAUGUCAACUCAACAGCAUAAUCUUUUAAGCAUGCAACAGUCCCAGCAUUUAUUGAAUCAACAGUCAAUGUCUUUACAUCAGCAGCAGGUGCUAGGCUCUCAAACUAACAUUUCAGGGCUUUCUCAGCAGCAGCAGCAGCAGCAACAACAACAACAACAACAAAUACUUGUACCAUCAUCUAAUGUAUCAAAUAUGCAGUCACAUCAGCGCCCUAUGCAUAUGCUUCAACAAGCUAAGCCUGCUGUACAGCAGCAGCAGCAAAACCAACAGGCACCUUUGGCAAUGCUACAAGCACAAGGUCAGCCUCAGAAUCAAUCUUUACAGCAGCAACAGAUUUCUCAUAUCCAAUCGCAGUCGGCACCACUUCAACAACAGUUAGUACAACAUAUGAGUUCAUUGCAAAGAGAUAUGCAACAAAGAGUUCCGGCUUCUGGUUCCUUACUUUCCCAGAAUGCGAUUGAGCACCAGAAGCAAUUUGUUCAAUCACAAAUAGGGAUUUCAGAGGUGUCCUCUAGUUCAACACUGGAUUCAAUAGCACCAACAGGACAUGUUGCAGUUGCUGAUUUGCAGGAGGAGAUCUACCAAAAGAUUAGGUCCAUGAAAGAUAUCUACUAUGCUGACCUGAAUGAGUUUCACCAACGAAUUUGUAUGAAGUUGCAGCAGAAUGAUGCUCUGCCAUCAGCAAAGGCAGCAGAACAAUUUGAGAAAAUGAAAAAUUUUAAGAUGAUGUUAGAACGCACAUUGCAAGUAUUGCAGUUAUCCAAGGCUAAUAUCAGUCCAAGUCUGAAGGAUAAAAUUCCUAUGUAUGAGAAGCAAAUUCAAAAUAUUCUAUCUUCAAAUAAGAAAAAGGUUAUCCCUUCACAGGCACCCGGACAGCAACAAUUUCAGCAUCCCAGUAGCCAUUCUCAAUUAGUGCAACAGCAGCAACAAACUCAAAUUUCUCAAUUGCAACAACAUGACAACUAUGCAAAUCAACAAAAUAAUAUUCAGGGUUCUUCAAAUUCAAUGCAGACACCUGCUGUGCAAAACAUGCAACAUGGUUCUGUGCCAUUAUCUGCACAUUUUGGUGUCACAACUCAACAGAAUAUCUCAAAUGCAUUACAGACUGGUUCGACAAUCGAUCCUGCCCAAGGAAAUUCUUUUAGUUCAUUGCAGCAGGGAGCAAUUGCUCCUAUGCAGCAAGGUGGUCUGGUAUCGGCCCAUAAUUCCAUUGCUCAACAGACCAAUGCUAAUGGUAUGCCAAAUGGCUCAUUGAGUUCAUUGCAAAACAAUGUAAAUACCAAGCAGCCAAGUUCUAAUGUGAUACAACAGCAGCAUUUCAAACAGGAGCAGCAGCAUCUGAUGUCAAAUCCACAGCUAAAGCAAUUACAACAACGACAUGUGCAACAACAUUUGCUUCAGCAACAACAAAAGCAGCAACAACUUCAAGCUCAACAGCCUCUGCAGCAACAGUUGCAGCAGCAACAACAAAAACAACAGCAAACCUCUCAGAUGCCAUUGCACCAAAUGCAACAGAUCCAUCAAUCAAGUGAAGUCGGUGACUUGAAGUUGAGACAAGCACCUGGCAUUAAGCCAGGCCUUUAUCAACAACAUUACUCAACUACUCAAAGACAUGGUUAUCAUCAAGUGAAACCAGGUGCUGCUUUCCCAAUUUCAUCGCCUCAAAAUUUUCAAGCCUCAUCUCCUCAAGUUUCUCAUAAUUCUUCUCCUCAAAUUGACCAGCACACUCUGCUAUCAUCUCAAAUAAAAUCUGGAACACCUUUACAGUCAGCUAACUCACCUUUUGUCCCAUCUCCAUCCACUCCUAUAGCCCGCUCCCCAAUCCCAGGUGAAUCUGAUAAACUUUCUAGCUUCACAUCUCUACCUAAUGCUGGACAUGUUGGACAUCAACAAACAGCUAUAACACCUCCUCAAUCUCAAUCUCAAUCUCAAUCUCUUGCUGUUGCUACACCUGGAAUAUCAGCUUCACCUUUGCUGGCAGAAUUUACAUCUCCAGAUGGCAAUCAGACUAAUGUUCAAAAUUUGGUUCCUGGGAAAGCAAGUGCCACAGAGAGGCCUCUUGAACGUUUAAUAAAAGUGUUACAAUCAUCAACACCCAAGGCUCGGAGCUCAGCUGUUAGUGAUAUUGGUUCUGUUGUUAGCAUGAUAGACAGGAUAGCUGGUUCUGCACCAGGUAAUGGUUCUAGAGCUGCUGUUGGUGAGGAUUUGGUUGCAAUGACAAAGUGUCGUUUACAAGCCAGGAGUUUCAUGUCUCAAGAUGGAAGUGCCACUACAAAGAAAAUAAAGCGUGAUACAAGUGCCAUGCCCUUGAAUAAUGUUUCAUCUGCUGGUAGUAUAAACGAUAGCUUUAAGCAAUCUUAUGGACUUGAUACAUCUGAACUAGAGUCCACUGCUACAUCACGUGUUAAUCGACAAAAAGUUGAGGUAAACCAUGCCUUAAUUGAAGAGAUAAGGGAGAUAAACCAACGGCUAAUUGUUACCGUCGUUAACAUUAGUGAGGAGGGUACUGAUUCAAUUUCUGCUGCUUCGGAAGGUGACGGAACAAUAGUGAAGUGUUUCUUCAAUGCUGUGGCUCUAUGUCCAAGCUUAAAGUCUCAAUUUGUCUCGGAAGAUAUGGGUCCAAUUCUACCUCUGAGAUUGCUUGUUCCUGCUAAUUAUCCCAAAUCUUCCCCUGUUCUUUUAGACAAGCUUCCAGAUGAACAAAGGGAAUCCGACGACCUUUCUGUGAAGGCUAGAUCAAGAUUUGUCAUCAAUCUUCGCAGCUUGUCACAACCAAUGUCACUAGGAGAAAUGGCAAAGACGUGGGAUGCUUGUGCUCAAAGAGUAAUUACUGAGUAUGCACAGCAGACUGGCGGAGGUACCUUCAGCUCAAGAAAUGGCGCUUGGGAAAAUUGUGUAGGUGCUUGAUUGCAAAUGUUUGACGUUGCAGUGUCUACGGUUAACGGAAGUUGAAGAAAGUGUGCUUUUUGAUGGAUUUAUUUUAUUCCUGUUGUAAUCCAUAUUUAUCACUUGUAGUGCACGGUUGUAAAGCUGGUAUGUUAGGGAAAGUUUAAUAGGAUGACGCUUGCACGAUGUGAUUAAUUUGUCUACUCUGGUAGCAGCAGAUCAGACGGUGUUUGUUUUUCAUGGGCAGUAGAUAUCCAUAUAAUUAAAUAGCAUGCAAUGGUAAAGGUGUAAACAAGUGUGUUCAAAUUUGAUUAUUUAUUUAUUUAUCGAACUUGUUCUAA
Messenger RNA from Zingiber officinale, 4684 nucleotides. Its product is annotated as mediator of RNA polymerase II transcription subunit 15a-like. The transcript has 11 exons. NCBI's taxonomy places the organism in Eukaryota, Viridiplantae, Streptophyta, Magnoliopsida, Zingiberales, Zingiberaceae. Gene Ontology annotation, molecular function: chromatin DNA binding; transcription coactivator activity. The coding region runs from base 249 to 4364 and encodes 1371 amino acids. The record is from RefSeq and is a predicted model, not a curated record. Gene Ontology annotation, biological process: regulation of DNA-templated transcription.